AUGGUUCUGCUUAACAGAAAGAAAAUACAACGUCAUGAAAUAAAUCGGUCUGCUGAUUCCACCUGUGAAGCUGCAAAGGUAAUAAAAGAAACCGGAGAACAUCUAAUUGAUUAUGAUAGUUACUCGGAAAGACUAGAAUUUUAUAGAAGGAAUAUUUUCACUUGUGAGAUUAGUGGAAGAGAUGCUCUCUCGUAUUUCAAGGCGUUAAAAAGCGAAGAACAGCACCGCAAAAAGGUCAAUUCUCUCUUGCCAAAAGAACUAAGGAAGGCCAUAGCAAACUUUGCAAAUUUCAACCCGACAAGGAAGGUUGAAUAUCUCGUGGACAACACAUUCCAGCGUUUUAGUAACCGUUUCUUUAUAGGCGACACGGUGUGCUUGAAAAGCAUGCAAAAGAAAGAAUUAUUUACUUAUAAACAGAAAGAAUCUAACUUGCUAGGACCUUCAAGCGUUGAACCCAAUGACACAUUGUUCUUCGUCAAGGAUGUAUUUCAGUAUAACGAGAUGACGAAUAGCGAAGUGGAAGAAACAUCUGCCCCAAGAUUGUCACUAUAUUUAAUCACAGAACGCCUGAACCAAAAACCUAAAGGUAUAGCCCUAAUUGUAAGCCAAAACGAAAUUAAAAGGCCAGAAUCGCACUUCUCGAAAUUCAUAAUUGCAUGUUUUCUUAAUGAAAUACUCAUAAAAGUAUCAAAUAAGGAACACGCACCAUGGAGGGUGAAACAAGAACAUAUAGAAAAAUAUAACGUUAACCCUAAAUGCCCUGCUAAAAUGGUCAAGUAUUUACCAGCUGAAAUGGGCUCAUUUUCUUCCAAUCUAUACACACCUCUCACUAUACCGCUAGAGAAAGAUGUUGAACCUGGUGACUGGGAGGAAACAUCACCGUCCAUAAUGCAGAAAAUUGACGACGAGAUUUUGGGCACAUUUGGGCACAUUUUUGAUACUGCGAACUUCAAUGAUUACAAUUCUUUGAAGGGAAGUAUCAAAGACAAGGAACUUCCAUUCACAGGACCAUCGACACCAUUUGAAAGCAUCAGUUACUUUGAUAGCUCCUUAGAAUAUAAGAAUAUCGAUCGUAAAUGGUUUGAAGAGUGCAACCAAUUUUCAACAGAACGAUUAUUGGUUGUGUAUCAAUUCUUGAGCUCUUUCGGACCUUUUAUUGGUCUGGAACAUUUUAAUUUUGAUCAGUUUCUUACUACUAUCAAGUGUACCUGUCCGGAAGCUUUAGUAGAUGAAUACGUCAAAAUAAACUUUGUCAAUGUCGACCACAGCAAAGACAGCACCACUAACGAGAGGGCAAGAAAUGAUAUGUAUAACCAAGUCACUAUGGGUAACGUAUCCCAGCAUGAAAAAUCUAGCGUCCUUAACGUGGAUGAGAGUCACCCAAUACCAAGCAACUUCACCAGAAACCAGGAAAUGAGGAAAUUUAUAACAAAUAAAAGUACAGACUCUUUAAGGUAUUCCAUUUCCAAUGGUAAGCCUUUGAAAAAUGAGGGUGUGGAUUUCCGUUCUAAUGAAAAAGGGUGUAAACUUUAUAUUGAAAUAGUUUGCUCGUUAAUGUGUUUGGUGGCGAAUGAAAAAAGUGACUGGAAUUGUAAUAUGAUGGAGAAUUGGACUGGAGAAAAGCGAAAGGGGGAGGGAAACAAAACUGCAGCCGAUAUAAUUACAGAAAAUUUUUUGAAUUAUGGAGAUACUAGCUGGGCUAAACUUUUAUCCAAUAAAGAUUUCAAAAACGGCAAUUGGCUAAUCUGUUUGCUUGGAAUAAUGCAACAGAAUACGCUUAUAACUACAUAUAGUGAUAUUGCAGAAUGCUUCACAAAAAAAAUACUGCCUUUAUCUAUGAAUUUUGAUAAUUUAGGCGAGGUGCUUUUGCGUAACUUUCGCAAGAGAUUAUCUAUAAAAGAUAAAAUUGAUGUUUUAUGGCUUCUCGUAGAUUUGGUAUCCAAUUUCUCGAGCUAUGUUAAGGAGUUGGUAGAUGGAGUACCGAAAUUAUACAAUGGCAUCCGCUUAGAAUUGGAUAGUGCAAGAAAAGAGUAUAACGAACUGAAAGAGCAGCUAAAAAUUUUCACCAAAAAAUACGCACAGCUUCACAGUUACCCACCAAUGACCCGACAUGCAUUAGAUGAAUAUAAAGAUAAGGUUAAUGGGUUUAAAGUGAAAAUGGCAUAUUUAAUGGAAGACGUCGCCUUUUUAGAGGCAAAAUUGAUUCAAAACGAUAUUAAGAGAUUAGAAAUUUUAGGUAAAGAUAGAAAUGGAAAUCGAUAUUAUUGGAUGGAUUCGAACGGGUCGCCCUCAUCUAUAAGUCAAAAAGAUGAGUGGCAUUAUAACUGCUGCUUCCUGUGGGUCCAAGGGCCCUCUGAACCUGAUGUGAGUUUUUACUUAGAUGUGAGCAUAGAUUCUUUGAGAAAGUGGGAGCUAUUGGCUAAAGUAAAAGGCACUGUCUGUGCAACAAAAGAAGUUUUUUCAGUAUUCAGGUCAGCGGAUGGGUCGUACUAUCAAAUCGAUCAGUGCGAAAAUUCCAUGAUAAUUGAUUCAAACGGCAUUUUAAUGCAAUCAAGUAUUCCGAUACCUAUAUACCGAAAAAUAAUAUCAGAAACUCCGGAGAAGCUCUUACUCUCCUCCCAUCAAUGGGCUUUCUUCGAAGAUACAGAAGAUGUACACAUGUUAGUAGAUAGGUUGGACGAUUUAGGAGAGAAUGAAUGCCAAUUGAAGAAAGCAUUGACAUCCAAAAUGGAUCGUAUUGAAGCGGCAUACAGGCAACAGGUCAAAGUGAAAAGGCGUAUUGAAUGUGAUAAGACCUUCAAAAGAAACAGAAAACUUUUGAAAACUAAUGAGUUUACAUUGGCUGACUUAAAGAGAACUGAGACAACUUGUGCACCUAAUGGCCAAAAUUUUUCCAACAUGGAGAAGCUUGCCAAAAAACUAUCUGGGGUAAAGAAUGAUCCCAUUUCAGAAGGAAUUUUCAAAGACGUAAUGCGCCUUGGAGAAGGCGAAAGAGCACUUCUCAGAAAGCACCAGAGUCUACUUUAUCCUUUAGAUUUUCAUUUCGAACAAUUAAGUACAAUAGAUCCCAACCUUAUCGUUGAAAUGAAAAAGGAAAGGCAAGAAGAGCUUCUUACGAAGCUUUUAAAUCAUCAGAGAUACAAGCAUAUCAGUUAUACUUCAGGAUAUGGAGUAAGUUCCCAACGGGCCAAAAAAGCUACGCACCUUGACGUGCAGGGUAUGUUGGAGGAGAUAAAACAUCAAAUUAUUUCAAGACGAAGAGAACGAGAAGAACUAUUAGAAACAAAGCUGUAA
Saccharomyces paradoxus is the source of this 3294-nucleotide messenger RNA. RefSeq lists its product as uncharacterized. The record is from RefSeq and is a predicted model, not a curated record. The transcript has a single exon. The coding region runs from base 1 to 3294 and encodes 1097 amino acids. NCBI's taxonomy places the organism in Eukaryota, Fungi, Ascomycota, Saccharomycetes, Saccharomycetales, Saccharomycetaceae.